UGAACAAACAUGAUUAUUAUUCGAUAAGAGGACAGUUAAAGUAGUCAGCUAUUGAGAAAGCAUCAGUGCGUGAUCAGGAGUUUUGUCGUAAGGUAGUGUCAAAUAUCAAGAUGAACAAACUAUUAAUUGUCCUUCUGGCUAUCUGCCUCGUCAAUGUUCAUGCUUUCGUGAAACGGGAUGCAGAAACUACAAAACCUGACCCGUUCAAAGAAUUUGGAGACCAAGUACUAAACACUCUUAAGGAUGCUGCUGACCCCGAAAAACUUAAAAAAGGAUUUAAUGACUUUGUUGACAAAGUGCAUAGCGCAUUUGAUCAACUAAAUCAAAAGCCCGCAGAAGCCAAAGCAUAAAGCAGGUGUAAGAAAAAUAUUCAAUGAAUGUGAUUUACUCCAUUUAGUUAUGGAAUAUAUUAUUCUUCAUAAAAAUUGUAAUCAGCUGAAAUAGUAUUGAAAUAUAUAGAAAUAAAAUUUAUUAAAGAUUAAA
This is a messenger RNA of Nymphalis io (European peacock), 483 nucleotides long. RefSeq lists its product as uncharacterized. The coding region runs from base 111 to 350 and encodes 79 amino acids. NCBI's taxonomy places the organism in Eukaryota, Metazoa, Arthropoda, Insecta, Lepidoptera, Nymphalidae. The transcript is spliced from 3 exons. The record is from RefSeq and is a predicted model, not a curated record.